This is a messenger RNA of Diospyros lotus (date-plum), 4126 nucleotides long. RefSeq names its product probable metal-nicotianamine transporter YSL7. Gene Ontology annotation, molecular function: oligopeptide transmembrane transporter activity. The record is from RefSeq and is a predicted model, not a curated record. NCBI's taxonomy places the organism in Eukaryota, Viridiplantae, Streptophyta, Magnoliopsida, Ericales, Ebenaceae. Gene Ontology annotation, cellular component: membrane.
UGAUCUAUCAAGCCGGGCUGACUGCAAUAGGAAAUUUGUCUCCAAUAAAUGGUUUGGUGCCAUUGUUUUGAGUGGGAUCUUGUUUGGAAGACUUGCCUCCUAAUGGCCAAAAAGGAUUUUAUAGCAAAAUAGCUGGAGCUGUGCUUUGAAUUGAAAAAAUAUGAUAUUCAAUUUUGGUUGGAGUAGCAUGGUGGCGUAAUCAAGGAUUAUCUGAGGUCAUUUGGACAUGUUUUAGUUUAUGGUUGAUUUGCAUGUGCAAAAAUGGUAUUGUCUAACGAGACAAGAUCGAUCUUUCUAAAUGAUCAAAUGUGUUGUACUUAAAUAGAUCUAUUGUUAUACUUAUUGUGUGAAGUGGGUGAAUCUUUUAAAAUUGUUGAUGGUUUUUUGUUAUACAGGUUUUGAUUGUUAUACAUUUGAUUAAUGUUAUACAGGUUUUGAUUGUUAUACAUUUGAUUAAUGUUAUACAGGUAUAUGGUUUUUUUUUUUUUUUAAAUUGAGUAUUGCUAGCGAAUUUUAGGGUUUUGCAGGCGAUUCACCUUUGCCGACGGUUACUGAAAUCCAACCACCGGCAAAGUUAUGAAUUUGCCGCCGAAAAAAAUUGAACCUUUGUAGUGUGCCCAUCUCAUAUCCAAUUAAUUUUAAGUUGAAAAAUUCAAAACAAUGGAAAAAAGGUAAAGAGAUGGCUUUCACGAGAGAAGAAGUUACAAUUAAUGGGUAAUAGAAUGGAUGUGAUAUAAUAAGGCAUCGCGCUGUCAUUUAUAUAUAUAUAUAUAUAUAAUAUUAUAUAAUAAAUGAAACAAGCACUCGAGGAAGCUCUCAUAAAAUUUUAAGGGCCCCACUUAUAUAUAUAAUAAAAUAUAUAAUACAUUCAGAUUUUAAGGGUUUCAUAUAAAAUUUUACUUAGGGUUCCUAAAAUCUUAGGACUAACCCUGCCAAUUUUGAUAGACUGAGAAUGUUGAUGUCUCUUUUAUGAUAUUUGAGAUCCAACUUAGAUGACACGUGUACAUCUUGCAUAGGUCGAUUUUAGUUUUGAUAUUCUACUUGAGCUUGGUCUGGCUUAGGAAAGAAGGGUGUUUUAUAAACUCGAGAACAAAUUGGUUCUACUUAGAAUUGAGCUACCCGAUUCAAUUAGUAUUCUCUCCACUCAAGCUAAACCCAAUAAAUUUGGAAUAAUCCCCAUCUCUUAAUUUCUAGCAACAUGUUCUUAGAGGAUAAAAGAUAAUAUCUUAAAAAUUGUCAAGAAUAACUAUUCCUAAAUAUAGUAAAAAUUAUUAAUCUUAAGCAAAUAAUUAUCUUAAGGUACUAUAAGCAAAGAAAAAUCCAUCAUUCAGAGUAUGAUCAUGUUACAUGUACCGAUAAGAUGUACAAGUUUGAUGAUUGAAUCGAACUUCAUCUGAUGAUAAAGUCUGAUUGAUGAAACCUAUGAAGUAAACAUUUUUAAAUUAGGUGAGGAUAUUUUAAAAUUUUGACGCUUUCAGUCAUGCUCUCAAUAACCUAAUCAUUUAUACAAGUAACAUUUUUAUUCGAAGUAAACAUUUUCAACCAUAAUGCCGAGCUUUUUUACUUUGAUGUUAUCACUACGCUUGAGUUAGACGUCAAAGUGUCUUUCUUAAACAAUCCACCAUUCUCUUUUACCGUCUUUGGAAUGCAAGACUAUUUUUUUUGGAAUGGUUCACUUUGUAUGUAACAUAGCACAAUCCUCCAUGGAUUUUCCCGACGGAUUAGACUAUGGCCACUACAAGACAAGCUGUCACUGCGAAAACAACUUACCUUCCCGGCCAAGUGAUCGGAGUCACAUUGAUUAACCGUUUCUGCCUUGGCGAUAUAUGCUAAACCGGCGCAUCUUUGUAUAUAUAUCAAGGAUGCCAUCGAGAUUCAGAGAUUCCAUUAUUCUAGCUAAGAAUUAGUCCAUCGAUCCAGAAAUGGAGAGCAGUGCCGGAGGCCGAGACGGCGAUGAGAGGAUGGAGAACGGCGUCCUGCACAGCCUCGUCAGAGAGCCGACCGGCCGCGAAUUGACGAGAAGGAGCGGCAAAACAGCGGAGGAAGAAGGAAAGAUUGAACAGGAUGGAGCGGGAGGAGGAGGAGAGUCGAUCGAGAUGGUGUUCAAGGAGCAGGAGGUGCCGACAUGGCGGGAGCAGCUGACGGCCAGGGCCUUCGCGGUGAGCUUCGUGCUGGGGGUUUUGUUCAGCUUCGUGGUGAUGAAGCUGAAUCUGACCAGUGGGAUCAUCCCAUCUCUGAAUGUGUCGGCGGGGCUGUUAGGGUUUUUUUUCGUGAAGAGUUGGACGGCGUUGUUGGAGAGAUCAGGGUGGCUGAAACAGCCUUUCACCAGGCAGGAGAAUACCGUCAUCCAGACUUGUGUUGUUGCCACCUCUGGCAUUGCCUAUAGCGGAGGCUUUGGGAGCUACCUCUUUGGGAUGAGUAGUGCUAUUGCAAACCAAAGUGAAACAGACACCAUUGAUCAGAAAAACAUUAAGAACCCUAGUUUGUCAUGGAUGAUCCCGUUUCUCUUCAUUGUUAGCUUUCUUGGCCUCUUCUCUGUUGUGCCUCUUCGAAAGAUAAUGAUCAUAGACUUCAAACUCACGUACCCAAGUGGAACAGCCACCGCCCAUCUUAUUAACAGUUUCCAUACUCCCCAGGGGGCCAAGCUAGCCAAGAGACAAGUGAGGACACUGAGCAAGUUCUUCUCCUUGAGCUUCUUGUGGGGCUUUUUCCAGUGGUUCUUCACUGGAGGGGAAGUCUGCGGAUUUCAGUACUUUCCAACAUUUGGCCUCAAAGCUUUUGACAACAGCUUCUACUUCAACUUCUCUCCUACAUAUGUGGGGGCUGGGAUGAUCUGCCCAUACAUCAUAAACGUCUCCUUGUUGAUUGGAGCAAUUCUUUCCUGGGGUCUAAUGUGGCCUCUCAUUCAGAACAGAAGCGGUGACUGGUUCACUGACACCAGCCAGAAGAGCCUCCAUGGCAUCAACGGUUACAGGGUUUUCAUUGCCAUUGCCAUGAUUCUUGGAGAUGGGCUCUACAACUUCCUCAAAGUUCUGAGCCGCACAAUUGUUGGGUUAUAUCAACAUCUUAGCCAAAAAGGUGGGGUUCUUCCACUGGCUGAUCGCCAAUCUCCUGAACUACAGCCUUCCUCCUUUGAUGAGCAGCGAAGGACACAACUCUUUCUCAAAGACCAAAUCCCAACAUGGCUAGCCAUUGCUGGCUAUGUCCUCAUUGCUGCUGUUUCUGCUGCCUCUCUUCCCCACAUCUUCCCCCAACUGGAAUGGUACUAUGUCUUGGUCAUCUACAUCUUUGCCCCAACAAUGGCUUUCUGCAAUGCAUAUGGCUGUGGGCUUACUGAUUGGUCCCUCGCCUCAACGUACGGCAAGCUCGCCAUCUUCACCAUCGGGGCGUGGGCCGGGCAGUCCCAUGGCGGCAUCAUCGCCGGCCUUGCCGCCUGCGGGGUGAUGAUGAACAUUGUCUCCACAGCCUCUGACCUAAUGCAGGACUUCAAAACUGGGUACCUGACACUGGCAUCCCCAAGAUCAAUGUUUGUGAGCCAAGUGAUUGGCACUGCAAUGGGCUGCCUAAUCUCCCCUUGUGUUUUUUGGAUCUUCUACAAAGCUUUUCCAGACAUGGGCCAAACUGGGUCAGAGUACCCUGCGCCUUUUGCUCUGGCUUACAGAAACAUGGCACUAUUGGGUGUAGAAGGCUUCUCAUCCUUGCCCAAGCACUGCCUCCUGCUUUGCUAUGUGUUCUUUGCAGCAGCAGUAGCCAUCAAUGCCAUCAGAGACACAGCACCAAAGAGAUGGGCAAAACUCAUUCCCCUUCCAAUGGCAAUGGCAAUUCCCUUCUUCAUUGGAGCUUACUUCACCAUUGACAUGUGCCUUGGGAGCUUGAUACUCUUCAUCUGGGAGAAGAUGAACAAGGCCGAAGCUAAAGCAUUUGGCCCUGCAGUAGCAUCCGGACUGAUCUGUGGGGAUGGAAUAUGGAUCUUGCCCAGUUCAAUACUAGCUUUAGCCAAAGUGAAGCCACCAAUCUGCAUGCAGUUAUCAAGGGGGGAAAAUGAAAAGAUUGACUCAAGUCUUGAGGUUCUCAAGUCCCAGCUAGCCUUCUAGCUACUCAAAAUCUCAUAUAAUGUAGCUCUAAU